Messenger RNA from Trichogramma pretiosum, 1804 nucleotides. It is a transcript of the gene Efr, whose product is annotated as UDP-xylose and UDP-N-acetylglucosamine transporter-like. The coding region runs from base 321 to 1331 and encodes 336 amino acids. Gene Ontology annotation, biological process: transmembrane transport. The transcript has 5 exons. Gene Ontology annotation, molecular function: UDP-xylose transmembrane transporter activity; UDP-N-acetylglucosamine transmembrane transporter activity. Gene Ontology annotation, cellular component: Golgi membrane; endoplasmic reticulum membrane. NCBI's taxonomy places the organism in Eukaryota, Metazoa, Arthropoda, Insecta, Hymenoptera, Trichogrammatidae. The record is from RefSeq and is a predicted model, not a curated record.
UCCCCAGACCAGUUCCAUGAUUUACUAAGUCACGAUUCAGCGCGUUCAUCCACAACAUAGUAGAAAAGAUAAGAUUAUCUUUGCGAACAGACACACACAUUAUGCUACUAAUUUGCAUCUGCGUGAGCGCUUAUCUUAGCUGGCAUUGAUAAGUCGUAAUUUCUUAGAUCACAAUGACAAGACUGUACUCUAACUCUGAUUCUCUCGGCAAAAGCAUAUUUUCACUCGUGCGUACGAGCAGAAGAUAUGUAUCAGUUUUCAUUCGGCAAGAUAUAGGUUAAGAAGUGUCGAUAGUGCAUUAAAAUUCAAGUUUGCCGAAAAUGGGUGCAGAACUGGCAAUUUUUCUAGUUUUUGUGGGCUGUUGCUCCAACUUAGUGUUUCUCGAAUUAUUAAUGAAAGAGGACCCAGGAGGAGGGAAUCUUGUGACAUUUUUACAAUUCGUAUUCAUAGCUUUAGAUGGCUUUAUCUUUACCUCCAAAUUUGGAAAAGUAUCCCCUAAAGCAGGGAUAAAAAGUUAUAUGAUACUGGUUUCUAUGUUUUUUGUGUCAAGCGUUCUAAAUAACUAUGCAUUUAAUUUCAACAUACCAAUGCCUCUUCAUAUGAUUUUCCGAGCUGGUUCUCUGAUUGCAAAUAUGAUUAUGGGUAUUAUUAUAUUGAAAAAAGUCUACACUUUUGAUAAAUAUGCAUCUGUUUUUAUGAUUACAAUGGGUAUUAUAAUUUGCACUAUAAUGAGUAGUAAAGAGGUGAAAUCUACUGUACCAGCAACUGCUCAGGUCGUUUCAACCUCAGCCUUGAGUGAUUUUUUUUGGUGGACCAUUGGUAUAACUAUUUUAACAUUAGCAUUGUUUAUCUCAGCAAGAAUGGGCAUUUAUCAAGAAAGCUUAUUUUCUAAAUUUGGAAAAAAUUCCAGAGAGGCCUUGUACUAUUCUCACUUGCUACCACUACCAUUUUUUGCAUUUCUCAUCCCAAAUUUGUGGGAGCAUGCAAUUAUAGCUUGGAACUCUCCAACAAUAUACAUUCCAAUAAUUGAUAUUAAUGUACCCAGAAUGAUAAUUUAUUUGCUGGGGAAUAUACUCACACAAUAUUUGUGUGUAAGUUCAGUAUUCUACUUAACAACAGUAUGUGCAUCUCUCACUGUCACGCUAAUUUUAACAUUGAGAAAAUUCCUCUCUUUGAUAUUUUCGAUAUUUUAUUUUAAAAAUCCAUUCACUAUAUACCACUGGAUUGGUACAUUGUUAGUUUUUACUGGCACAUUAAUCUUUACCGAAAUACCAUCGAAAAUUCAAAAUGCUAUCCAGUCGAAAUCUGAGGGUAAAAAGAAGAAAUUGUAAAUAACAAAAGAAAUUAUGUAUACUUCUACGAUUAAUAAUUGAAUCUAUUUGAAGGCAGUAACGUGCGCGAAUGAUUUGAAUCACCCGCAGUAUUGAUAAUUUAACGGUGCUCGCCUUAGUCAAAAAAUUUUUUCCGUUAACGCGCUGAACAACAAAUAGAUACUUUCAAAAUAAAUUUAUAAAAAUAUGAAAAUAGUAACUAUAACAACUUUAAACAAUAUUGAUGAUUUAAAUAUUUCAUUUUAUUGAUGGAAAUCAUUAAUUAUUCGAAAAGUUAAAAAUUAUAUUCUCAAGAUUUUUCAUGAGAUUUUCCAUGUUUAUAAUUAUUUUUAUAAUACAUCGAAAUCAAUUUAUUCAUUGACAUGAAAUAUUGAUGAACUAUAAUUUUUGACUUGAACUUUAAACCAUAUUGUUCAAUGUAAAAUUCAAAGAAGCCUAAAAAGAUUGAAACAAAUAAAUAUUUAAUUUCAUAA